ACACACAGCUUCACACGUUCACACUGUUCUACAAACUCAACAUCAGAGUCUGAGGCUGUCAGAUCAAUGAAACUUUAACCCUGAGGACACUGAGCCUCUGCAGCAGCACUGCUCUGAUUUAAGGUGGAAUGACCACUGGAAAGUCAGGGAACUACAUUUCCCAUCAUGCCCUGGGUACAGGAAAUGUGUUUUGUUUUUUUUUCUAUUACAAUUUACUGAACAUUUCGAUUUGAAAUACACAUCAAAUUACAAAAAAACUCAUUUGAGGAAACAUUUGCUUGCGUUUGAAACAAGCUCACAACACAUUAACAAGAUAAUAUAAAAUAAAAUCACAGGUUGACAUUUUAACAAAAGUGCUUUAAGUGGAUUAAAAGAACAGGAUUGUAACUUUAAAAGCAAGAGGCUUUGACUUUGUUUCAUUAGUUCAUUGAUAGAUUUUCUCCUGAUGUUAAAUAGUUCUUAAUUUCAUAUUUAAAACCAGUUUAUGGUGGGUUUGCUGUUUUUCCAUUUCUUCUUGUGUGUAUGAUAUUUUCCCAUAAUGAGAAUUAUGGAUACCUUUGUUGACAGACCGUCCAUAUAAAGACACAUGGACUCAUGUUGACGCUGCAGAAAAACUGAACAAAAGACAAAGUGAAGAAGCUUCAGAGGAAGCAGCAGUCUGAGCUUCAGGUCUCAGGACUAACUCAAUAUUUCAUAUUAAUCCAGGACAUCAGAGUCCCUCUGACUCUGGAUCAGAGUUGCAGCUGUUUCUGAUGUUUAAAGUAAAACAAACGUUUUGUUUUCAGCUUCAUAUCAAUGACCUGACGUGUGAAAUAACGUCUGCUGAUCUCUGAUCAGUUUGAGUGUCAAUCUGAGGUCCACAGCUUCACUGAGUCUGUCAGACUCUGACCUGACACCUGGUCCUCCAGGUGUCGGUGCAGUUCUCUCUCUGGCCACAGGGAGGCGUCUUUGCACCAGGUGACCUGAGUCUGUAACAAACAGCAGGUGAGCAGAGGAACUUCCUGUUUCCUCUUCUUGAUCAUCAGCUGAUUGUUGGUAAUAAUUAACGAUCAAUAACGUUCAUGAGUUCUGUGUCCUGCAGUACACAGUUUAACAUGAUGUCCGUGAACUCAUCAGAUGACCUGAUGUCAGUGCAGUUCUCUGUCUGACCACAGGGGGGCGCUGUCUCCUCACCUGACGCUCACAGACUGAGUCUUUAAAACACUGAUCCAGGAUCACGUGACUCGGGUUUUCUAUGAAAGAGACUCUGACACAGAAAAUUUAUUCCGGACAAAACGUGAAACAGAUCGGCGCUGUUCAGCCAAUCAGGAGGCUCCCUAAACCCCGGCGGCUCUACGUCACUGUCAGGUCGUCCAAUCCGGACAGAGGGCCCCCUCCCGGGCCGGCCCACCCCCCCGCUCUGUGUGUCCUCCUCUCAAACUUUGGACCGGGGCUGAUAGACACCGGAGCAGAUGAUCAGCUUUUAUUAUCUCUCAGCUCCUCCGGCUCUGCAGAGACCUGGUCCUUCUUUAGUCCUGGCUUUGAUCUGGACCUGGAUCCGGGACAGUGUGCGCCGGGACCUGAACUCUUCCCGCGGUCUUUGGGUUUUUAUUCUGAGAGGAAAACUUUGGAUUAAUCAGCGGACUGAGUCUGAGAUGGGCUGUGAGUCCAGAACGCACCGGGUUUUGGUUUAGAUCCAGUCUGGACUCUGUCAGGUGCGCAGGGCCCUAACCCCCCCAUCCAGCCCUCCACAGAGACCCGCUCCCGUGCUCCCGGAUCCCGCAGAGAAGUGAUGUUAGCGGUGGGUCAGAUGGACGGGUCCCGACAGAGCGCCUUCCUCCUCAGCACGCCGCCGCUGGCCGCUCUGCACAGUAUGACCGAGAUGAAGACCCCGCUGUACCCGGCCUACCCGCUCUCCUCCACCGGGCCCACCUCCUCUACCUCACCGGCCACCACCUCCCCCAACCCGGGCGGCAUGGCCGUGUCCUCCCCGGGGAUCAAGACGUCCUCGUCGGGCUCCCUGUCCUCGGGGCUCGGCUCCCCGCAGCAGUGCUCCUCCGCCACUCCUCACGGGAUUAACGACAUCCUGAACCGGCCCUCCGCCGGAGCCACGGUGGCCGUGGCCGCCGCCGCCGCCGCCGCCGCCUCGUCCUCGGCGGGGAUCCUGUCGGGGCUGCCCCGGUUCAGCAGCCUCAGCCCGCCGCCGCCUCCCGGACUUUACUUCAGCCCCGGCGCCGCCGCGGCGGUGGCGGUGGCCCGGUACCCGAAGCCCCUGGCGGACCUCCCGGGCAGGACGCCGAUCUUCUGGCCGGGAGUCAUGCAGAGUCCGCACUGGAGGGACGCCCGGUUCGCCUGCUCCCCCCAUCAGAACUCCGUGUUACUGGACAAAGACGGGAAGAGGAAACACACCAGACCCACGUUCUCAGGACAACAGAUCUUUGCUCUGGAAAAGACUUUUGAACAAACCAAAUAUCUGGCGGGACCGGAGAGAGCGCGGCUGGCCUACUCUCUGGGCAUGACGGAGAGCCAGGUCAAGGUGUGGUUCCAGAACAGACGGACUAAGUGGAGGAAAAAGCACGCGGCGGAGAUGGCCUCGGCCAAGAAGAAGCAGGACUCGGAGACGGAGCGGCUGAAGGGGACCUCGGACAACGAGGACGAAGACGACGACUACAACAAACCUCUAGACCCGAACUCAGACGACGAGAAGAUCACACAGCUGCUGAAGAAACACAAACCGGGCUCCGCGCUGCUGCUGCACACGUCGGAAAACGACAGCUCCUAAUUCUCCUCCUGCUCCUCUGUCCGGACCCGGACCCGGACCCGGACUCUGGACUCUGGACUCUGCAGAGGUUUUGUUCGCUGACAGGUGGAGAACACUUCACGGACUCGCUCGGCCGCAGAACAGACGGUACUUCACUGUAAAUAGAAGCGUGAGUUGUAAGAAUAGAAAUUAUCAGCUGUGAAUAAUUUAUGUGUAAAAAAAAAACAAGAAACGGUUUUUGUACAGACACUGCUCUGAGAUCAGCUCACACACACUCCUGGUUUGGUUUUGUAUUUUACACUAACACUCCUCUGAAAGUACAGGAGGAGAUCCUGAACGCACCACACACACCUGUACAUACACACACAGGUUUAAUUUAUAUGUUAGUGUGAGUGGAGCCUGCAGCUGUAUGAGCAGCUUCAUGUAUGAUGCACUUUUAUUUAAUAAAAACUCCGAGCUUUG
This is a messenger RNA of Lates calcarifer (barramundi perch), 3202 nucleotides long. It is a transcript of the gene nkx6-1, whose product is annotated as NK6 homeobox 1. Lineage: Eukaryota; Metazoa; Chordata; Actinopteri; Centropomidae. The record is from RefSeq and is a predicted model, not a curated record. Gene Ontology annotation, molecular function: DNA-binding transcription factor activity, RNA polymerase II-specific; RNA polymerase II cis-regulatory region sequence-specific DNA binding. The transcript has 5 exons. Gene Ontology annotation, cellular component: nucleus. The coding region runs from base 1772 to 2761 and encodes 329 amino acids. Gene Ontology annotation, biological process: regulation of transcription by RNA polymerase II; cell differentiation.